Messenger RNA from Panicum hallii, 998 nucleotides. Its product is annotated as DNA-directed RNA polymerase V subunit 7-like. Gene Ontology annotation, biological process: DNA-templated transcription initiation; DNA-templated transcription. The record is from RefSeq and is a predicted model, not a curated record. The coding region runs from base 160 to 687 and encodes 175 amino acids. Lineage: Eukaryota; Viridiplantae; Streptophyta; Magnoliopsida; Poales; Poaceae. Gene Ontology annotation, molecular function: single-stranded RNA binding; single-stranded DNA binding. The transcript is spliced from 2 exons.
CUGCUGGUUGGACUUUUCCGCUUUUUCUUUCCCCACGCCUUCCCGUCCCCUCGGUCUCACUCUCGGCCUUUCUAGCGGCGACAUCAGGGGGAGCGGCGCCGCCCAGCAACCGUUCGUCGGGCGCUUCGCCGACGACGAGCGUCCGACAGGUACUCAGCCAUGGUGUUCCUUGAGGCGGAGAUGUCAUGGAAUGUGUUGAUCUCACCUAGCCAGCUGGACCGCAAGGGCCUCCUGCUCCGCAAGGCUAUCAUUGUGUGUCUUCUGGAGGAUGUUACGAAUAGGAGGGCUUCCAAGGAGCAUGGCUACUACAUUGCCGUCAAUCAGCUGAAGGCGAUAUCUGAAGGGAAAGUGCGUGAGCUGACUGGAGAUGUUCUGUUCCCAGUCACAUUCACCUGCAUCACGCAGAAGCCUAUGAAGGGUGAGGUCAUGGUUGGAUACGUGGAUAGGAUCCUCAAGCAUGGCGUGUUUCUCAAAUCUGGACCCGUCGAGAGCAUCUUCAUGGCUGAGAAGUCGAUGAGCGACUACAAGUACAUUGGUGGGGAGAACCCGAUGUUCAUGAACGUCCACUCUAAGCUGGAGAAGGGCACCGCCGUGCGUUUCAAGGUCAUGGGGUUCCGCUGGAUGGAAGCUGACCGCCAGUUCCAGCUCCUUGCUACGAUCGCUGGUGACUUCCUGGGGCCGCUGUGAACUGACUUCCGCAGGUUAAAUGUGGUUCCGAUGUACAUUGUUCAUUAGAUGGUGGAUGGAUGGGUGGACCUGAUGGGUUAGAAUUAAGUUUGCAGUCAGUAGUUUCUCUGUAGUGGGCAAGACAUGUCCGAUGUCUUAUGUGACGGUAAUGCUUUCUGCUGAUGCCAGUGGCGUUUGGCUCUGUGGUUUUAACAUGUCAGUAUACUGUGAUGAACCAGUGUUGCCAUGGAUGCUCACACCUUUCUGUGCUUGCUUGCAAGUGCACGCUACUUGGUGUUCCUUGAUCUGGUCAUCGGUUGAAUUUGCAUUUA